GAAAUAACCCACCACCAGGCCAAUCCAAUCUAGCACCAUUUUUUUUUGUCACACUCUGCUAGAAUACAAAGCUGAGAGUAGCUAGUGUUAGUAAUCGAGCGAGCGGAAUGGGUGUGGGAAGAAAACGGAUGGUCCGCCUGCAGCUGAUGAUGCUUUUGGCUUUCCAGCUAGUUUCUGCUUCCUUCUUCAUGACCAGCUCCGCCGCCGCCGGCGUGCAGUUUCAGACCAUGAAGGUGAUCCCUCUCGCAGCAACCCAACAGCCGCGUCCGCAAACACAGAGACCGGCGGCAAUUCCAAGUGAUGCCACAGAGGAUCCCGCCACCGCCGCAAUCGAACUUGACUUCCUCAACAUCCACGUGGACACGCUAACUCCGGCGGAACUGAAUGACCUCGACCACGAGGCCCUCUUUCACAAACGCAUGAAAAGCGACGCAGCGAGGGCGAGGGCUCUUUCCAUGCAGGCGAAGCGAGCUGCGGCCGCCGGCGGCGGCGGUUCCGCCAUCACAGGAGACGCCGUCAGCGGGGCCAGUUUAGGGAUUCUCAACUACUUCACCAGCGUCUGGGUGGGCACCCCUAGUCCACAGAAAGCGUCCUUGAUUCUCGACACCGGAAGCGACCUCAUUUGGAUGCAGUGCCGUCCUUGCAAAAACUGCUACAAGCAAAAAGACCCGAUUUUCAAUCCCGUCCAGUCAAGAUCCUAUGCCGACCUUGGCUGUGACGAUCCGUCGUGCCAGCUCCUCAUCCCCGACGGCGCCUCCACAGGCUGCGCAACGCAACACAGCCAGCGCAGUAACAUCAAGACGACGACGUCAAGGCAGACUAAUAGUACUGUUAAAGUGUGUCCGUACAGAUAUAGGUACGGCGAUGGCUCUACCACCUUCGGCCACUUGUUCAAAGACACGCUGAUGCUCGGCGGCAGCAAAGUGAACAUCUCACUCGGCUGCGGCGUAAACAACACCGGCUUAUUCGGCGGCACGGCCGGUUUGCUGGGGCUGGGGAGAGGGAAGUAUUCGUUUCCGGGUCAGCUGGCGGCGGCCGGCGGGCGCUAUUUGACCUACUCACAGAAGUUCUCGGUUUGCCUCCCUUCUGACUCAAGGUUAAAAUCCACAAUAGUUUUUGGGGACUCAGAAGAGGUGAAGCCGUCAAAGAACGCCACUUCCACCCCUCUACUCAAGAACCCUUUCAUGGAUACCUUCUACUACCUUCAGCUGGAAGGGAUUAGCGUGGCAGGAGAGCGGGUCCCUGGGGUUGAAUCCUCUCUGUUCAAGCUCAACGCCACCGGAGAUGGCGGGCUCAUAAUAGACUCCGGGACGGUGCUGACCCGUUUGAACCCCAUCGCUUACAACAGAAUGAGAGACGCUUUCCGGAAUGCGGCCCGCAACCUGACACUGCUAACGCCGUCGAAGGGUGAUCUUUUCGACACCUGCUACAGCCUCGCAGGUUUUAAGGAAGACGACACUCUGGAAGUACCCACGGUGACUAUGCAUUUCAAGGGUGCAGAUGUUGCUCUUGACGGUUUGAACUAUAUGAUAGGGAUGAAUGUUAAUGGCACGGCGGCCAUCUGCUUCGCGUUCUUGCCUUCCGAUGACAGCUUUAACAUUUUUGGUAACAUGCAGCACUUGAACUUCCGUGUCACCUACGACGUCCAGAAUUCUAAAGUCGUCUUUGAUCCAGACAGAUGCUCUUAAUAUAUACGUACUCAAUACAAACACGCGCGACUAAAACUUAACAUGCAUCUCCGUUGUCAAAUGUCGCCUUCAUGUGUACCAAGUCCGGCCUACAUAUGUAUCCGUACUACUCCGGCCAGCCACCGUAUCCAUUCCGGCCGCCCUGUUUAUUUCCUCAUGUAUACCAAGUACUGUGCUCCGUUUUCCUCAUAUAUAAGUAUUGUCUUUUUUUU
Molecule: messenger RNA, 1900 nt
Organism: Cuscuta epithymum
Lineage: Eukaryota; Viridiplantae; Streptophyta; Magnoliopsida; Solanales; Convolvulaceae
Source: the annotation of a GenBank genome assembly